This is a messenger RNA of Alosa sapidissima (American shad), 1305 nucleotides long. RefSeq names its product required for excision 1-B domain containing (gene rex1bd). Bases 120 to 572 code for a protein of 150 amino acids. NCBI's taxonomy places the organism in Eukaryota, Metazoa, Chordata, Actinopteri, Clupeiformes, Clupeidae. The transcript is spliced from 6 exons. The record is from RefSeq and is a predicted model, not a curated record.
GUCAGCCAAACAUAUUAAGGUCUUGCAGUAUCACGGUGAGAUUUUCUGUAGGCUACGUUAUGAGAAGACGUUAACGAUAUACAACGAAGUUUGAUUAACUGUUUUUGUUUUCAUUUGUAAUGUCUUCGUCAGAUUUCAAAACACUUGUACAAAGAUUUUACGCCCUUCAAGAGGAACGCGUGGAGGCUUACAAGUUGUUCAAUGAGGGUCAUGAGGCUUACUUGAGGACUGGCCCCCACUACGACUUUGACCACUACAAACAGCUGGUCCAUGAGAUAACCAAAGCCUUCUCUGGUAUUUCUAAAGAAAUGCUGCACAUUAAAGACCAGCUGGACCAAGACUUUGACCGCUCAGACCUCGCAGAGCACAUGGACCAGCUACAGAACAAGGAGAAAGUCAAGCUUGAGCUGACUGCUAAGCUGCAGCUGGCCAAGCAGACAGCCCAGGACCACCCAGAUGACCAAGGCUGCCAGGAGAAAGUCCAGGAGAUCAGACAAGACAUCGUUAAGAACCAGCAGGCGUUGAGCGAGAUCCUGCAGGACUUCAAGUAUGACUCCGAAGAGCCUGAAUGAGGGAGGGGGAAACGUAACACCUAGAGAGCGAGAGAGUGAAGCAAUGAGCAAGAGGCGAUCUCUGGAUGCUUCAGGGGGGGAGAAGGGGGGUGUCCGCGGAUGUGAGGAGGGGUGAGAGGAGCUCGGCAGCCACAGCACUGACACUGACUGAUGCAGUGGUCCCCCACCACUUCUCCUCUCGUUCAGCAUGAAUUAUUGAUUGCUCUCUGGACUGUCUGCUUGCGGAGGCUUGACUGCUGAUGCCUCUCUAAUCGGGCCUCUCACCCAGUGAGAAGUGGCUGUGGAAGACACUCCUGGACACACGCUGAGUGGGCCAGUAUUGAUGUAUAUAAGUACUUAUUUUUGUGGGAUAUGUACACUCAGGCUCCAUAAACAGCUCUGGAAAACAUCAUCUCAGAAAUCGGAAGCUGCCUUGGGCCUGCAGUAAAAUGUUAAUAUUGAUGUACACCUUGACCGCUCACAGAGGGUUUUUUUUAUUAUUAUUAUUAUUUUUAGCCUGCCUGCCUACUUCUCAGUUGUUUAUACACCAUUUGUAGAAUCAUUACCUGCUAAAACCAUCCUUGUUAUCUUCACAAAGUCAGAUCUCAGAAUGCUGCCUUGAUUCAUGUCACAUUAUUUCACGUAGCCUAAUUCACCUUCUUACAGAGAGUGUAUAAUGAAUUGAUGAUAUAAAUGUCAUGGGAAUUCUUGGAUCAUCAUUUGACAAUUUGAAUAAAAUGGAAGUUGAAUUGCA